ACGGUACGGACCGGAACCUGAACGAACAGGGGGUACCCGACAGGCGCGCUCAUGACGCCGGGCACCUCCUCAGGAAAAAGCCCGGAGUGGCGGGCCUACGAGACCGCGACAGGUAGCUUUGCUAGCUAAAGCAUGCUAAUCUACGCCACCUCACGUUCAUUUCAUUACCGAGAACAUGUGUAACGUAGCUAGUAGUGGGCUUUACCUGCAUGUACUACAGGUGCUAUCAGGUGAGCGUGACUGUUAUGUUGAAUAAUACAUACUGUUGCUGCUGAGACGUUAAUUGACCUGCUAAAGCUGUACCGGUAGCUGCGUAACGUUAAGUCGUUGGCUGGAUACAUUUAAAAUAUACACGGCCUAUGCACCUAAAGUUAAUUGUCCUGUUUUACACCCUCUGUCUAUAAGGUUAUGUGCUGCACAUUGCUAAUGCUAUCUUGUAUACAUAUAAAAGCUACCACCUGUUAGCUAGCUAGAUAUUAACAUUACUGCUAGUCAACUAACGGCCACCUAUAAAACUCUAGGUGGUAGUUCGGGCAUAUAACCCACUGAACAUGUCUGAUGUCUAGGAGAAUAAUUUAACGUUGAGGAUCCAAAAGAUCAUGUUUUCAUUCUGUCAGGUGUAAAAAACUGUCAGUUUCUUACUGGAAUCCAUAUUGGAGACUGCCUGCUGAUGUUUGUGGAGUGAACUGCUUAUUGGAAUCAUCUAUUAGGUCAACAGCUCAAAGUAAAGGCUGGGCCUCUUGCUGCACCUUGAAACUACUCUUGAUCCUGAAGUCAUAAACACACAACACACACACUGACGAGUUGAGCUGUGAGAGUUAAGCUAUCUCAUGGUCAUGAGUAUGUAAAGGCAGUGCUAAAGUAGUGGAAAAACUACUUUCUUCUAUACUACAUUUUAACCUGUAAAUCUCUGUGUUGCUAUCAUAGAUAGACAUUCACAUACACACCACUAAACAUACCACUAUCUUAUUUACAGACUUCUGUCUUGCUAAAGUUUGACCUUGCAUCAUCAGAGGCACAUGUAGAACAUUGGCAGAGUGGUCUCUGAAAUGAUGAGUUACAUUCAUGAUUUCUAAACUUACAAGUAGUAGUUUACAAGGAGCACUUGAGAGAGUCCCAUUAAACUCAAUGACAGUUCAAACCCUACAAAGCGGAGCACCCGUCAACUGUGCCUGCUGAUGUCUUUAUUAGUAUGUUAUCUUUUGCAAAUGUAAGUGUGUCCAUGCUGUUGUGUGAAUACAAACUGAGGUUGAUUAUUGAUUUAUUGCACUUUGUCUUGGCGCUCAGAAAGAGAUCGGGCUCUGAAGUUCAGGAACAUGGUGAUGGGAGAAGUCACCUGGCUGUGGUGGCCUGUGGCCCCAGGCUCGAGGAGACUCUUGCCAUGUUGAAGUCUGCUGUUCUCCUCAGCAUAAAGCCGCUGCACUUUUACAUCUUUGCUGAGGACGAUCUGCAUGACCACUUCAGAAAGGCUCUGGACUCCUGGCCCAGGACAGUUCAGUCCAAGUUUAACUACACCAUCUACCCCAUCACUUUUCCCAAGGAAAAUGCAAAAGAGUGGAAGAAGCUCUUCAAACCUUGUGCCUCCCAGAGGCUGUUCCUGCCACUGAUUCUGAAGGAGGUAGAUUCGUUGCUCUAUGUGGACACAGAUAUACUUUUUCUGCAGCCAGUAGAGGACAUCUGGGCCCUUCUUUCUCAGUUCAACUCAAGCCACUUAGCAGCCAUGGCUCCAGAGCACGAGGAGCCACGCAUCGGCUGGUACAACCGCUUUGCCCGCCACCCUUACUAUGGCAAGACGGGCAUCAACUCAGGGGUCAUGCUCAUGAACAUGACGCGCCUCAGGGAGAAAUCUUUUAAGAAUGACAUGACAACAGUUGCACUGAAGUGGGAGGAUAUUCUGAUGCCCCUUCUCCAGAAGUAUAAACUCAAUAUCACCUGGGGUGACCAGGACCUUCUUAAUAUCAUAUUUCACCAUAAUCCAGAAAGCCUAUACGUGUUUCCCUGCCAGUGGAACUACCGUCCGGACCACUGUAUCUAUGGCAGCAACUGUCAACAAGCGGAUCAGGAAGGUGUCUUCAUUCUCCAUGGUAACAGGGGAGUUUACCACGAUGACAAGCAGCCUGCGUUUCGAGCCGUCUACGACGCCAUCCGAAAGUACACGUUUGGUGAGAACAUGGAGACCUCACUGCUUCAGCCGCUGGAAGCUUCGCUGCAGACCACCGCAAACACCUACUGUGGGAGAGCCAGUCACCUGUUUACGAAGAAGUUGAAACGGAGCAUCGUGUCCGCUCAACAAGACGCCACACGGAGAAGAUGAUCAGGACGGCACAGAUAUCAUUGAUAUCAUGGUUAGUGUCUAGAGUCUUGCAUGGAGCCGCUGCGGUCGAGCCACACGUGCGUCUCAACCGCGGGUCGAAGACGAUCUCUCUGGUUCUGUUGCUACAACGAGGUGGAAACAAUUAUGGAGUUAAAAAAAACAAAAAACACACAUAGCAGAGCCAGUCCAAAGUCUUUACGGUGGCUCCACCUUUUGGGACGGUGACAUGUGGAAGUUCAGAGCAGGAAACACAUUCACAGAACUGUUCCAAGAAGCAGGAUUUGGGCUUAGGGAGGUAACUUCCAGGCUGCUCCGGUUAUGUUUGAGGUAGGAGCACCGCCUCCUGACCAAUCAAAGCCUGGCGCAUGGAUCGGGAGAUAAUAUUAAACGAAUGUGAAAAAGUUUAAAGUCAUAAUCGAGGGAGAAAGCCACACAUUUUGAACUGCCGAAUGCAGAAAAGACAGGUGGCAUGAAUGCGUAACUGUGAAGGUUUAUAAUAUUACUGCCUCAUCUAGCGAGGGAUCUGACUACUUGUUUGUAUUCCGUUGAAUUCAUUUGAUGCUUAGAAAUAGGCUAUAAUAAUUCAAAAACAUAACUAGACUUUUUAUAGUGCAUCUUAUAAGUAGUGUACUUACUACUUACUUAGGUAGUGAACCUAGUACUGAAUAGAUCGAAGCUUCAUUUAUAACGUUGACGUUCGAAUUAGAUAAAGAUUAAACUACACUAAUAUUAGGCUUAUUAGUGCAUUGUAAAGUCCAAAAUCAACAUUUAUUGAAAUAAGAUGUAAUAGUUUCCCCAAAACAUUCUGCUUGAAUUUAUUCAACAUUUUCCACACAUUUUCCCUGUUUGUCUCCUGCAGGCAAUACGCACCUGUAUUAAUUAACCCAGGCAGUUUAGCAGCAAUCUAACGGUACCAUAAAUAUAUUUUAUGGUACCACAAUCACAGGAAAUUUCUUAUCAUAUAUUCUCUUAUCAUAUAUUAUUUAAAUGUUUGCGUGUCAGAUGUUGAGCCGUGUGUUGCAACAUGUUGCGUUACUUUACUACUGGUGUAUUUAUGUUUUUGCCAU
Molecule: messenger RNA, 3381 nt
Organism: Cyclopterus lumpus (lumpfish)
Lineage: Eukaryota; Metazoa; Chordata; Actinopteri; Perciformes; Cyclopteridae
Product: glucoside xylosyltransferase 1-like
Exons: 7
Coding region: 1193-2314 (373 amino acids)
Biological process (GO): protein O-linked glycosylation via N-acetylgalactosamine
Molecular function (GO): UDP-xylosyltransferase activity
Source: RefSeq, a predicted model, not a curated record